AGCAUCAAAUCAAACAAGAUGCAUACGAAAGGAGGAUAAGUGAAAGCUGUGGUUUGGCAUUUACAUCUAAGAUAGACUUGUUUUAAAACUAUCAGAAUGACAAUGAAUGGCGAAGAAAGCAGUUAUUUCAUGGUAGCGGAGCAGAAAAGAUGGAGGAGUAUCAGAAUAAUGUACCUCGUUUUAUUUCUAAACAGCACAGGGUUUUCAAUUCUGCUGCCCUCGCUUUGGCCCUAUUUACAACACAUCAGCCCAUCUGUUAACUAUUCAUUUCUGGGGUUUGCAGCAGCUGGGUAUUCAUUCGGUCAACUUCUUGCUUCUCCUCUCGUAGGAAAAUGGUCCACAGUAAGGGGUAAAAUAACACUGCCAGUUCAACUUACCAUGUUCAUUGGAGUAGUUGGUAAUCUUCUCUACGCCCUAGCGUGUCUGGUAAAGGACUCAUCUCCUACUGGAGCUUUAUGGGUUGUGGUGAUUGGGCGUGUCAUCAGCGGCGGGGGUGCUGGUUGUAUCGCUCUAGCAAGAUCGCAUCUUGGUACAGUUACCUCAUUAGACGAGAGGACUGCUGUGGUUAGCAAAGGUUCCAUGGCUCAGGCUGCUGGUUUCAUUAUAGGUCCAGGUUUAGCUUUGGUGACGUCACUGGUACAGAAAGGGUUCUGUUAUGAGAGCUGGGAGGUAUCACAGUACACUCUCCCUGCCUAUCUGUCAGCAAUAUUGAUAACAGUAAACAUGGUGAUUGUGGCUGUGUGGUUCAGAGAGGACGCAACCCCAGCAGAGUUCAUGGUCAACUCCAUUGUUCAGAGCUCCGAAAUGGCCACUCUGAGGGUCAAAUGGUCUGGAAUUGUGAUUUGUAACGCUCUGUUUUACAUUGCAAUGCUCAGCUUCACUGUUAUGGAGACACUCAAUACUCCCAUUAUACAGGCUGAACUCGGGUUGUCCCAGACAGAAGCUAUCAAAUACAGCAGCAUAUUCUUAACCUGCACCUCCGUGUUCUCCUUCAUGACUUUUGCUAUUGCUACACCUCUCGGAAAGAGGUUUGGUGAGCGCAAGAUGAUGGGGAUUGCGUUCUCAAUGAGCGCAUUUGCGUACAUUCUCUUCUAUCCAGUAGGACCAGGCUAUAUACCCCGGAUACAGUGGACUCCUCUCAGCAAUGUUUCCAUUUCUAAUCCGAAUAAUACGGAGGUAACAGGGUGUAACUGGCAGAACAAAUGGUGUCACACUCAGCAUCGUCUCAACAUUGCUCAGUUUCUCGUUGCCAAUAGCAUACUACUGUUCAGCUACCCUCUUGGAGUAGUUCUGUUACUGAGCCGAACUUCUAAGAUUCUGGGACCUCAUCCACAGGGUACGGUGAUGGGAAUACUCACCGCAGUUGGCUCAUUUUCACGCGCUGUCGGUCCCGCUAUCUUCACUUCUCUCUUUCAAGCCUUCGGGCCGCCGGUGAUCGCGGUAGUAAUGUUAACAGUGUGCUUGGCUGGAGCAAUCUUAGUGUUAUUCGGAUCUAGACACAUGCACUCGUUUGAUAGGAGGAUCCAGAUUCUUAACGCAGAAAUAUUCACAUAAUGUUAUCUUCCGGUCACGUGACGUCAUAAAGAGAGUAAAUUAGAAGACAUGCCAGCUCUGGCGGAGAAGCUCAAAGUCAAAAGUGUGAUAAAAUCUCAAAAACUUGAAACCAGAGACCACAGAAAUAAGUGGUGUUUAAGAUCAGUGUAGAUAUAGGACUAGAAGUAGGUAUAGCUGUAAUGUUGGUUAAUUUUAGAAACUUUAUGUUUAAAUCUGCUAUAUUUGAAUGAUGAUGUUAGUCAUGACACUUUUAGUUAUUCUGAUGUUGAUAACGGAUUACUGCACGUGAGCAGUGGCUUGAAUAUGUGUAUUGUUUUAAAAGUCUUUGUUGGCGUCCACUAAAAUAUUGCUUGAUGAAGAUACAAAUGUUUUUGUUUCUCAACUUUCAGAUCUUUCGAAGUUGCUGGUUUAAUACGGAACAAUCAGACGAAAGCUAUUGUUAAAUUAUUAAAAAGGUUGAGUAGAUCGCAGAAUAUUGCCCUGAUACGUGCUGAAAAUAAAUUUUCGUUCACGAUUUUGUUAUUAAUUUUUACUUAGUAUAGGGGUUAUUUUAGUUUGAAUUUCUUUGCUGAAGAAGGUUGUAUUUUAUUGUCUACUUUAUAUUAGACUAAUAAGACUGAUGAAUUAGAUUAGAGAGAGAUAAUAAAUAUUGAUGGUCCCACAAGAAUUGUUAGUUGAUGUCUAUCAAAAUAAAAGAUAAAAUACCACUCUUAUCUGAAUUGUUAUAAAUUAAACCGCAGAUAAAUUAUGUUAUACACGACAUAGGUACCAAUAUGCAAAUAUUAUACAAGAUUCUUCCUGUGGCCCUUUUUAGACCUAAGUUCUUGACGCAUCUAUAAUCGAGUCUGAUUUGUCAGUGUCAUU
Molecule: messenger RNA, 2418 nt
Organism: Bolinopsis microptera
Lineage: Eukaryota; Metazoa; Ctenophora; Tentaculata; Lobata; Bolinopsidae
Product: major facilitator superfamily domain-containing protein 8-like
Exons: 14
Coding region: 97-1554 (485 amino acids)
Biological process (GO): transmembrane transport
Cellular component (GO): lysosomal membrane
Molecular function (GO): transmembrane transporter activity
Source: RefSeq, a predicted model, not a curated record